UAUCAAUGGCAGACAGCGAAAACGCAUUGGCUAUUCCACAAGAUCAGGCAUUCAAGAUGCCUCAGUUCGGAAGCAGAGUUGAGUAUCUUAAGGCUGAACUUGAGAAAUUGAACAGUAAAGAAAAUAUUAGUGUCAUUAAGAACACAGAAAUUGAAGCAACGAAAUUUAUUCAUAAGAUGGCUGAUUGAAUUAGUGAAGGAACAGCUACUGUCAGUACAAAUCAACAAGAUAUCACUGAAUUCAUUGCUGCAGAGCAUGCCAAGAUCAAGCAGAAAGAGCUCAAGGGCAAGCUUACUAAGAUGGCAGUAGUAGACAACAUCUACAGCUACAAGGAAGCCAUGUCUAAGAUAGACUAUCUUGAUAAGAAUCUAGAAGUUCUAAAGACCUCUGAGAAGACUAAAAUUGACAAUUCUAUGUCUGAAAACCCUUCUGUUAAUUCAAAUAUGAAGAUUAAGGAACUAGAGUCUGAACUAGGUGUACAAUUGAUUGAAGGAGAACAGAAUGUAGCAACCUUAAAGGACCCAAUGAGAGAGACUAAGAAUACCUUUAUGAAGAAUAAGAAGCAAGCUGAAGAGUUUGUGAAUAAAAUCAAGAAUGAGAAGAAAGAGUUGAAAAAUAAGUUGAGGAGCAAACAGCAAAAAGAGUUAGAGAAAUAUAAGCAGCUAGAAGAAUCUCGUAAAAAUGCUGCUACCAUACGAGCUGAGAAAUUGAAGGCUGAAAAGGAAAAGCGCAGACAGGAUCACCUCAAGCGAAAGGAAGAAGAGAAGCUAAUUCAAAUUGAGCGUGAGAAGGAAUGGAAAAAGCUUCAAAGUAAGAUCAAGAAUACUAAGUACAUGCAUGAAAAGCUUGAAGAGGAGUAUCAGCAGAAUGUCCUCAUGCCUGAGUUAGAGAAAAAAAAGAAUGAACUCAAAGAGAAGCGGGACUUUUAUAAGCCAAUAGAUCGAAAGGAAAUAGAUGAGUUCCAAAAGCAAUACGAAGAGAAUAUUAAACUCAAGAAUGAAGAAAAGAGACAUAAGAGAGAACAAUGGUAUAGUGAUAUUGGAGGAGACAAUUUUGAUCCCAACAGACUCAAGACAAAGAUCUAUGACAAGGUGAUGGAAGAGGACAAGGGCAACCAGGACAUGAGGAGUAAGAAGAUUGAAGAUAGGACGAGGAGACAAGAGAAAAUGAAUAAUUAUGCUAGAAUAGUCAAAGAAAUGCACUGGCCUACUGUCUCUCAUAAGAAGAAACAAGAGAUAGAGCAGAUUAAAAAUUUAUUAGGACAAAGAAACCAAAGAAAGUCAGCUCCUCCGAAUAAAAGGUUUGGAGCACAGAAACCCAACGAGAGUGGGUUUGCUUCAGAUAGUAAUGCUGGACAUGCUAGACCUAACUGGAAGAAAUUCCAUAACCCAAUGAUCCCAAAGCCAAAGAUGAAGAGAGAACCCGUCGUAGUUGAUUAUCUAAGAGAAAUCAGAGUGAAGAGAGAAGAGAAUGAUUCGAAAUCUAAAAAUACAACUGCUUUUGAUUCAGAAGGAAUGGGGAAAGUAAAUAUGUCAAUGUUCAAGGAUCAAAAUAUUGAUGAUAAGACCAAAGUUGAGCUACUAAAAGCCAGGACUAAAUUGAUCGAAGAGAACGCUAUGAGAAAAGAACAGAUGAACAAAAUAAACGGGGACACAAUAGAGGAUAAUGCAGAUAUCAACGAUAUGCUGAUCGAUGCUAUAGAGAUGAAGCUCUCUAUCCUGGACCAGAUUGAUUAAUAUAAGCCAU
Moneuplotes crassus is the source of this 1746-nucleotide messenger RNA. The record is from the annotation of a GenBank genome assembly. NCBI's taxonomy places the organism in Eukaryota, Ciliophora, Spirotrichea, Euplotida, Euplotidae.